CAAAAAUAAUAAUAUUAUCGCAGUGCCAUCCGUACGCGUCGGCCGUGCGCACAUUUCUUCUCCGCUACCGUCGUGACAAAAAAAAAAUAAAUAAACACUUGAGAAAGAAUAACCUUUAAACGCCGCAGUCGUCGUUAUCAUCGUCGUCGUCGUCGUCGUUCCUCCCGUCGAGAAUAUAAAUUGAUCACACGCCGCGCCACGCCGGCCGAACUUCGACUUGCACAGUUGCACUGCUUGCACUCCACUCGCACUGUCUCUCGUUCGCCGAUCAGUCCCGCGACUCGCCGGUCGCACGCACCGGCCGUACUUUUAUUUCGAUAAACGACAUUUAUUGCACGCGAUAAUUUGUCGUAUAUUAUUAUUACUGUAUAUUAUCGUAAUUGUUGUUAUUAUUAUUAUUAUUAUUAUUAUUAUCGUCAUCGUCGUAAUAAUACAAUUGUACGUAAUAUUAUAUAUUAUUAAUACUAUACGAUAUUAUAUCGUAUUGUCGGGUUUUUGACCAGCCGUUUUUAACGCACAUUUACAUGGUGUCCUAUGAAAGUCCGAUGGCGCACGUAUUGGGGACCAACAACCUCGACUCUUCGGAGCCUUUCAAGUCCGAACACGUCGAAGAAAUGGACAUGAAGGCAGUAAAUGUAGGUGAUUAUUGGGUACAUUUCGCGCUGAACGCAAUUCUCGAACGAUACAAAAUCCGCGAAGUGCCCAGAGACGAAAACGAAUUACGUACGCUGUUUCUCAAAAGUUAUAGCCGUCUACAGUUCUCCAUCGCCCGCGAUCAGCGGGAGACGGGCACCAUCUCGGCAACAGACGCAGUCCUCAUGCAGAUCAUGCAUCAAGUGUUCGACUUACAUCCCGAAUGGCUGGACCAGCGUAACAACAACCAACCGCCAGCAAUAGCCCCGACCAGCAACGGCGGCGGCGGUGGCGGCGGCGACGACGAGACGUCUUCCGUGGCGUCGUCAGCGUCCUCGUCCAACCCGCCGUCCUCGUCGCGCCCGCGCCAAACGCGGCCGUUCAAGUGCACGGUUUGCGGCAAAGAGUUCGGCUACAAGCAUGUGCUUCAGAACCACGAGCGCACGCACACCGGCGAAAAACCGUUCGUGUGUUCCGUGUGUAACAAGUGUUUCACCCGCGACCAUCAUCUCAAGACCCACGUCAGACUGCACACCGGCGAAAAGCCGUUUUGGUGUCCGCACUGCAAUAGGUUUUUCGUGCAGGUGGCCAACUUGCGCAGACAUCUCAAGACCCACACCGGCGAGACGACCUACCCGUGCGAGUACUGUGUCGCGUUCUUCGAAACGGCCUCCGAGCUAAAAGACCACAAGCGACAGCACAAGGAGAACAGCAAGCCCCGCGGAGUCGUGAAAAAGCGGUGCCGCGGCGCCGCCUCCACCGUGACGCCGACCACCGAUCCGUGUACUUCGGUACCGCCGUGGACACCGGCCACGCACGGUUCGCCGCCGCCGCCGCCGUCGUCGUCUCCACCGCCGUCCGUGCCCAACAAAAAAUGCUGGUCUUCGCCGCCGCCCCAACCACAGGCGGUGUACGCGCAGCAAAGUCAACCGCGAGCCGUCUCGCCGCCCACGGCCCCGUCCAUCGAACCGUAUCACUAUCUACAGUUCAUCGCGCGGUUUCAAUCGCCCGAACGGAGCGGCGAACCCUUCGUCAAGUUCGAGUCGCCGGAACAGACCGAACCCGAAGACCUUUCCGUCAAAUCCGAUAACAAGAUGAUCGUCGACGUCGCCAUGGAUCUCACGUGUAAAUAGCUUUUAUUAUUAUAAAUUUCAGGAAAGUAAUGAAAAAAAAAAACAAUCAAAUAGCGAAAAUAAACAAUAUAACUACACAUAUUGUAUAUACAAUAUGUUUAUUUUAUGUCCAUCAGCCAAAAAUCACCACUUUGAAUUACAAUUAACAAUUAUUAAUAUUUUUUUUUUUUUUGUGGAUAUGUAGUCAUGUCACCAUAGUCAUAAGCUCAAUUUUUUCUCAUUAAUAUCAAAAAGUUUUUUAAAAAAUAAUAAUUUGUUUUUUUUUUUUGACGUUAAUCAAAAUUAUUGUGCAAUACAUAUUAUACAAAAAAUGUACAGUUACUUUAAGUUAUAAUCGAUUAUUAUAUGUAUUAUGUAUAACAUUUUUUUAUUCAGAAUUUUAAUACCGCUAAGUUGUCCCCUAACCUUUUCAUUAUAAAUAGGCAAACAAUUUGAGUCGGUGCUAGUUGUAUUAUUUAUGAUAAUAAGGGAAACGACGGGCCGCUAAGUCCGGAUAUGGAAUUUGUAUGUACAUAAAAAUUGUCUGCCAUUCGUAAAAAAAAAAAAAAACAUGUAAUCAAUACAUUAAAUACUAUUACUCAAUAUUUUUGUUUUAACUUUCGUGACAUUCCCAUUUCGUUAUUCGUAUGUAAAGUACAAGUGCGUAUGUGAUAUUAUAUUUGUUUUUAUAUUUAUUAUUUUUUUGUCAAUUUUUUUUAUUCCUGUAACAAUAUUAUAAUGUAUUGAUAUAUAUAUAUAUAUAAUAUUAUUUAUUCGUUUACCUAUCAUAAUAUUAACAUGUUGUACAAAUUAUUGUAAAAUUAAGACUGAAUUUUGUGAAGGAUAACAUUGGAAACAAAUGUUGGCUCAUUAAGUAAUUAUUUUAUUAUUUAUUAAUAAUAUAGCCAGUUGGUAUUUGUUUUGUUUCCCAUUUUCUAUUUUAACUGUUGUAAAAUAUUUCAACAUAUUUUUUCUUUGUAACAUACAACUAUUAGAAAAAUGAAUUUUUGAAAUGGGAGGAUUAUUUACUCAUUAUUAUUAAUUAUACUAUUACUAUCAACAAUAUUGGAUUGUCAUUAAUCAUUGUGCCAUUUAUAAACUUAUUAUUUAGGUAUAUUAUAUUGUUAAAGCAUUUUGAGUUAUGGUCUGAAUAAAUGUGCUCAAGUCUUUAAAAAAAAUA
Molecule: messenger RNA, 2925 nt
Organism: Rhopalosiphum padi (bird cherry-oat aphid)
Lineage: Eukaryota; Metazoa; Arthropoda; Insecta; Hemiptera; Aphididae
Product: protein krueppel-like
Exons: 2
Coding region: 525-1766 (413 amino acids)
Source: RefSeq, a predicted model, not a curated record